Caenorhabditis remanei is the source of this 1176-nucleotide messenger RNA. RefSeq lists its product as uncharacterized. The record is from RefSeq and is a predicted model, not a curated record. NCBI's taxonomy places the organism in Eukaryota, Metazoa, Nematoda, Chromadorea, Rhabditida, Rhabditidae. The transcript is spliced from 6 exons. The coding region runs from base 1 to 1176 and encodes 391 amino acids.
AUGAGCUCUUCUUUGACCUCAAUAUUAUUAUUCCUAAUCAUCCUUAUCCCAUCCACAUCCGCCAAGACGCCAUGCUCCCCAUCUUGGCUCCACAUCGCCCACCUCGACUCCUGCUUCCUAUCUGCCCCUCAGCCAGCAGAGUUCUCCGAGGCUCAAGACUACUGUAACCAGAUGAAUAGCAGUCUUGUAGUCAUAAAUUCAGAAGACGAGGGGUCAAUAGUCCGCGAGUUUUUCGCCAGAGAAAAUCCAAGUUUCUUUAAUUGGAUUGGAAUGAGGUGGGAUGAGAGGAAGGCGGAGUUUGAGUGGGUUGAUGGGAAGAAGAGGAACUACACAUACUUUUUGCCCGACGAGCCAGGUGUCUCCGGAGAAUGUAUCGCGUGGGUUCUCGACGAUAAUCUAGACGGUUGGCAAGCCAUCAGUUGCCACUACUCCCAAUUCUUCAUGUGCCAAAAACCAGCGGAAGGAAUCGUCACCACGUGGCAUCGUGACGAUGAGGGUGUCAUCACUAGUCCCAACUAUCCCGAACCUUAUGAAAACCUGGAAUACGACACUCACAUCAUCAAGUCAGAACCGGGAACCCGGAUACUGAUGUACUUUGAGAAUGUGGAGACCGAGCAGAAUUGUGACGUCAUCACGGUGUCAGAUGAUUAUGGAAUAUCGGGCAGAACGCUGUUUAGACUCUCCGGCACCCACCGUAACCACUCAGUAAUCAGUAAUCGGAAUCACGUGAUGCUAAACUUUAAAUCAGAUGAGGAUGGUGUUGGCAAAGGUUUUCAGAUGAGAUACAGAAUACUCCGUCCACUCCCUCUGAAAGUCUUCUCCUCGAAUUCAUAUGGUACCGUAACCUCGAACAACUAUCCGACAUCUCCAGACUCCUUCCUUAUUCAGUAUUAUUUGAUUCAGUGCCCAAUGGAAUUCCACGUGGCACUUACAGCAAAAGCUAUGCAAUUGGAUAAGAACGAUCGAGUCAAAGUGCACAAUGGUGCUGAUGAAAAGUGGAAAAAGCUGAGAAUCUUCCGACAAUUCUCUCCUCAAUCCGCCGACGCUAUAAAGUCGACACAAAACUCCAUGUUCAUCUCAUAUGACACCGGAGAGCAGUACAUGUCAACUAAUCAUUGGGCAUUCGAGUAUCAAUGUGUUCCCGACGGCAAUUUGGGCGCCGAGAUUGAAAUUUAA